AUGGAUUUAGCUAAGUCUUUAUUUGAAAAUAGAAAUCACGAAGGUUAUGUUGGAAAAGAUGCCCACACUAGGCGAGAAUUUGAAUUGGCUAUAGAGCCUGAUGAUAUGGAUGAUAGUUUUUCUGAAGGUUUAAAUUUGAAUGAUAUGUUAAUACCUACGCCGGGUGGUCCUUUUUCUGCUUUGACACCUAGUAUGUGGCCCCAAGACAUUAUGGCAAAACAGUCGGUUGUACCAGAUGAUCCCAAUUCACAACCUGAAUAUAGGUUUGAUGAAUUUGGAUUUCGUGUCGAUGAAGAAGAUGGCCCCGAGCAAAGUUCAAACAAACUCCUUGGCAUCCCAUUUGUAGAAGAUCCUCAACACAGACUGCAGUGGGUGGCACAUUUAGAAUUCUCUCAUAACAAAGAGGUAUCAGAUUUAACGUGGGAUAAAGUAGAACUUAGAUUACCUAGAACAGACAAACUCCUCACCAUGGUAAAGUCGGGUAUUCCUCAUUCAUUAAGGGCUCAAAUGUGGAUGAGAAUGUCCGGAGCUUUAGAAAAGAAACAACAAUCUGAGUUGUGCUAUAAAGAUAUUGUUAAAAUGUCCAGUAAUGAUUCUCUUAUGACAUCUAAGCAAAUUGAAAAGGAUUUAUUGCAUACAAUGCCUACAAAUGCUUGUUACAGUCAUAUUAAUAGUACAGGAAUUCCUAGAUUACGGAGAAUUUUACGAGGCAUUGCCUGGUUGUAUCCAGAUAUAGGUCAUUGUCAAGGAAUGGGUAUGAUAGGUGCGUCAUUAUUAUUAUUUAUGGAAGAAGAAAAUGCCUUUUGGAUAAUGGUAACAAUUGUAGAAGAUCUAUUGCCAGCAUCAUAUUAUAGUUCAACACUGCUCGGUAUACAAGCAGAUCAGCGGGUACUACGGACAUUAAUUACAAAUUAUCUGCCUGACCUGGAUGAAACCUUGAAGAACCAUGACAUCGAAUUGUCACUGAUAACGUUACAGUGGUUUCUAACAUUAUUUGCAAGUGUAGUGCACAUGAAAAUAUUGCUAAGGAUCUGGGACUUGUUCUUUUUUGAAGGCUCUAUCGUUUUAUUCCAAAUUACCCUUAGCAUGCUUAAAAUGAAAGAGCCACAACUUAAGGAACUGGAAAAUGCUGCUCAAAUAUUUAAUGCGCUCUCGGACAUUCCGGGAUAUAUUGAUGAUGUAGAUAAACUAUUAGAGAUAUCAACUCAAUUAACAAACUCGUUGAACGAGGUCAUGAUAGACACGUAUCGAAGACGUCAUCUUGCUUAUUUGAUGGCUGACCAAGGAACUUUAGUUGGAAAUCCAGAGGCUGCUCCCAACCUUCCAAAACAACACUUGGCAAGGCGCCAAGUAAAGAAAAAUAAAUCUGUAAUACAACUUCUACUUUUCAAUGAAAAUGCUGAAGAUGAUAUAAAGAGUAAAAAUAUAAAACAAACUGAAAUUUUGGUUGAUCUCCGAGAAGCGAUUUUACAAAUUGCUAGGCAUUUUUUACAGCUGGAUCCAAAAUUAAGUUCAGAAAUUAGUUUGGUUGCUGAUUAUUCUAUGGAGAGCCAUGCAAAUGACCACGCUAAUUACAUAAAUGUUUCUAAAACUCGAAAAAGAAGAGCUAAAGCUCUGUUAGAUUUUGAAAGACAUGAUGAUGAUGAACUUGGAUUCAGGAAAAAUGAUAUAAUUACUAUAAUUAGCCAAAAAGAUGAACAUUGUUGGGUAGGAGAAUUAAAUGGUUUAAGAGGUUGGUUCCCAGCUAAGUUUGUUCAAUUGUUAGAUGAAAGAAGUAAGCAAUACAGUAGUGCUGGGGAUGAUAGUAUAUCAGAAACAGUUACUGAUUUGGUUAGAGGCACAUUGUGUCCCGUAAUUAAACAGGUUUUAGAGCAUGGAAUGAAACGUCCAAAUUUCUUAGGUGGCCCCUGCCAUCCAUGGCUUUUUAUAGAAGAAUCUGCUACCAAGGAAGUGGAGAAAGAUUUCAACUCGGUUUACAGCAGACUUGUGCUAUGUAAAACUUAUAGAUUAGACGAAGAUGGAAAAGUUUUAACACCAGAAGAGUUACUCUACCGCUGUGUGCAAGCUAUAAAUUUAUCUCAUGAUAACGCACAUGCUCAGAUGGAUGUAAAACUUCGUUCUCUGAUCUGCAUGGGUCUCAAUGAACAGGUCCUCCAUUUAUGGCUAGAAGUACUUUGUUCUUCAAGUGAAGUGGUCCAAAAAUGGUAUCAUCCCUGGUCAUUUGUGUAUAGUCCUGGAUGGGUACAGAUUAAAUGUGACCUAAGAAUUUUGUCACAGUUAUCCUUUAGCUUAAAUCCAGAUUGGGAAUUACCAGUUAAAAAAGAAACAAACAACCAACCACUCAAGGAUGGAGUACGUGACAUGCUGGUUAAGCAUCAUUUAUUUAGUUGGGAUAUUUAAUAUUCUUAAAUUAAAUUUCAAAAAAUAUUGCCCUGAAACAUUUUAUCUACUUAUUAUUUUUUUAACAGUU
Messenger RNA from Anoplophora glabripennis (Asian longhorned beetle), 2470 nucleotides. Its product is annotated as small G protein signaling modulator 3 homolog. The record is from RefSeq and is a predicted model, not a curated record. The transcript has 14 exons. The coding region runs from base 1 to 2400 and encodes 799 amino acids. Lineage: Eukaryota; Metazoa; Arthropoda; Insecta; Coleoptera; Cerambycidae. Gene Ontology annotation, molecular function: protein binding.